Molecule: messenger RNA, 1490 nt
Organism: Anopheles arabiensis
Lineage: Eukaryota; Metazoa; Arthropoda; Insecta; Diptera; Culicidae
Exons: 2
Coding region: 876-1466 (196 amino acids)
Source: RefSeq, a predicted model, not a curated record
AUUGCGUUCGUUGCCGGCGACGGUCGACUGUGGACUCUGGCUGACUUACUUUCUCCCUUGUGCUGUUGCUCUCCGCUCUCCGUUACCUGCGCCAGCAGUGAGUGUUUGUGUGUAUACCCGAGAGGCCGACCGUCUGCUCUGCUCUCCGCCGCAAAACCGUCUAGUGUGCCAGAGCGUGUACUAUAAAGGCAGAGGCAGGAAGAUAUUCGUCAUUCUUAUCCGAGUGCGUGCGUGUGUAGUGCAGCUUAAUUUCGCGUUUGUUGCAGCCCGAACCACAUCGCUCAGCAAAUAAUUUGACCAUUGAUCGCUCCGUUCCGAGCAUACAGAGAUACUGCCAAACCGAGGCGUUCGGCGUCCCGCCGCGUGCACAACAAACAAGGUGUUCUCCGUUCCUCCGAUUUCCCUAGCCCGUUCAUUCACGUGCGGACCAAAGCGUGUGUGCUUGUGUGUAUUGUUUGUGUCCGGUUUGCAAAAAGAAGUGCGCAAAGCAAAUUUGAGUGAGAGUGUUUUUUCCCUGUGUGUGAGGGAAAGAUCGCAAGAAGAUCGCACCAAGACAACGUAGUGCAAAGAAAGGGAAAAGCAGCUCGAGUGAAGUGAACUCGCCCAUCACCCUGACAUUCGCGGGCUAACGUGCAAAGAGACAACCGAAGCUUCUGUUUGCAAAAUGUGGUCCGGCUUUGCAGCUUGCGUAGCAGAAGCCUGACACGACACGACACGCCGUGUGUAGCUUCUUCCCACCCUACGCAAAAGGGGGAGUUACCAGCACCGCGUUGAAAGGAGCAAAGCGGAGUACGACCAAUCGUACCCGUAGUUGUGUGUGUGUGUGUGUGUGUGUUCGUACCACCCCAUAGAGAGCCACCGAAUUGUCCGGCUUGAUGAAAGCGCACCCGGCGGCACGGGAAGCAACGAGCAACGCUAGACGCCGCGGCCAGUUACACGCACUGCUAGCAACACUUAUGCAUUGUGAUCGGGAAUACGCGUCCGCCACCGAAUCCGCCACCCACUGUCUGCGCUAUCUGCCCAAGGACCCGCGGCUCAGAUCGACGGGAAGACCGCAGGACCCCCGGACGCCCGGAAUAACGACCAUUCGCCGCACCGACAUCGCCUUCGCCACCAUCGCCACCACCACCGCCGCCCGCGCCGCCAGCAGUAGCAGCAGGUUAAAUAAGAGAAGCAAUAAUUGUAGUAGUAGUAGCAGUAGUAGUGGUAGUAGAGACAGUAAAUUGAGCCGGAAUACCCACACCAGCGUGAAGCUGCUUCGUGCUCGUGCUAUUUGUGCCAGCGCCAAAAAGAAUAUCCGUAGUAACAUCCGUUCUAUCGGCGACGACGCCAGUACGUGGCCAGUUUCGUUUGCGUCGAUCGUAGCGAAGUGGGAAGAGGAGGAGCAGAAGAAGGAGCAGGCAGGUGUUAGUAGCAGUGGCACCUUGACCCGCCUUUCGGGACAGCUGUUCGGUCGCGUCGUUUAGUAGUGGUCGAGCACGGUGAUCGAC